Messenger RNA from Trachymyrmex cornetzi, 4171 nucleotides. RefSeq names its product Na[+]/H[+] hydrogen exchanger 1 (gene Nhe1). Gene Ontology annotation, biological process: proton transmembrane transport; sodium ion transport; potassium ion transmembrane transport. The coding region runs from base 103 to 2283 and encodes 726 amino acids. The record is from RefSeq and is a predicted model, not a curated record. The transcript has 5 exons. Lineage: Eukaryota; Metazoa; Arthropoda; Insecta; Hymenoptera; Formicidae. Gene Ontology annotation, molecular function: sodium:proton antiporter activity; potassium:proton antiporter activity. Gene Ontology annotation, cellular component: membrane.
ACUUUACCAAGUUCUAACAAAACAUUGACAUAAAAGAGAAAAAGAGAGAAAGCUGCAAAGCCGUCUUCUGCUACCUGCAAGAUAAUGGUACACCGUUGAGAAAUGCAAUUUCGACCACGUUCCGUACUAUCGUGCAGGUGGAGCCUCGUCGUCGUGAUCUUGCUGCUCUGCGAUAUAUCGCGACAUGUGUCAUACGGCGAGGACACAACUAACCUAAAUACAAGCGGGAUCAUCACCGAGAACAAGACCACGUUUACUGUGACGAACGCUCCAGUCAUUCCGUAUGUCACAACAAACGUGAACGUACCACUUGAAAUAUCUAGCACAGCGCGACCUGCGAACAGUACAAGCUACAUUGUCAGUUACAAUGCUAGUUCAACCACUACGAAACCGCCACCACCACUAUCCGCAAGCACGGCGCAACCUGACAAUGUCGCAAGCGACCAGACGACCGAGAGUAGUGCCACACCACCAAGUCCCAUUAACGACAGAAACACAACGGAUAUCCCUGUGCCAUCGCAGAGUCCAGAUGCUGUUAAUUCAACCAAUGCCACCACGACCACAGCCGCUCCAGCAGAGCCGGUCCUGCCUGAUAAGGGCUCUGCUGAAGAGGAGCACAACAGCUCCAUGUCUAUAUUCUUUGUAUUGUGCGUCCUAGCGCUAGGCAUAUUGUUAAUACAUCUGAUGCUGCAGACUAAUUUCCAGUACCUUCCCGAGUCGGUGGUGAUCGUUUUUCUAGGCGCUGCGAUUGGCAUGAUCAUAAACCUCAUGUCACAUCAGAAUAUUGCAAACUGGAGGAAAGAAGAAGCCUUCUCGCCGACCGCAUUUUUCCUAGUCUUACUUCCACCCAUCAUCUUUGAAUCAGGAUAUAAUCUGCACAAGGGAAACUUCUUCCAAAAUAUCGGCAGUAUCAUGGUAUUUGCCAUCUUCGGAACAGCCAUCUCUGCAUUCGUCAUCGGCGCUGGAAUAUAUCUUCUGGGUUUGGCAAAAGUGGCAUACAAGCUUAGCUUCGUUGAGAGCUUCGCCUUUGGGUCGUUAAUAUCAGCGGUAGAUCCGGUCGCCACAGUUGCGAUCUUUCACGCUCUGGACGUUGAUCCAGUCCUGAACAUGUUAGUCUUUGGAGAAUCAAUUCUGAACGAUGCUAUUUCUAUCGUAUUGACCACCUCCGUCCUAGAGUCUAACAACGCGGCGACGACCAGCGAGGCUAUCAUACUUGGUCUGAAUCGAUUUUGCCUCAUGUUCUUUGCAUCUGCGGGUAUUGGCGUGGUAUUUGCUUUAAUAAGCGCGUUACUGUUGAAGCAUGUAGACCUCAGGAAAAAUCCAUCUUUGGAGUUUGGCAUAAUGUUAGUGUUUACGUACGCUCCAUAUGUUUUAGCAGAAGGCAUACAACUGUCAGGAAUUAUGGCGAUUCUAUUCAAUGGGAUAGUCAUGUCGCACUACACACAUUUCAAUUUGUCAACUGUUACGCAGAUUACAAUGCAGCAGACAAUGCGAACUUUAGCAUUCAUUGCCGAGACCUGCGUUUUUGCAUACUUGGGAUUAGCAUUGUUCAGCUUUAGACAUAGGUUUGAGCCAGCAUUGGUCGUUUGGUCUGUGAUCUUGUGCCUGAUUGGAAGAGCUGCCAAUAUUUUUCCAUUGGCCUUACUCGUUAAUCGUUUCCGCGAACAUCAAAUCACGAGGAAGAUGAUGUUCAUCAUGUGGUUUAGCGGCCUGCGCGGUGCUAUUUCGUACGCAUUGUCGCUCCAUUUAGAUUUCAGCGAUGAAACGCGCCACGUUAUUAUAACAACGACACUUAUCAUCGUAUUGUUCACGACUUUAAUAUUUGGUGGAUCCACUAUGCCUCUCUUGAAAUUCUUAAGGGCCGAAAAGAAGCAGAAAAAUAACAGUAGGCGGAAAAAAAAGGAUAAGGAAGUUACAUUGAGUAAAACGAGAGAAUGGGGGCAAACCAUUGAUUCUGAGCACUUAUCAGAACUUACGGAGGAGGAAAUGGAAGUAUCCUUCUUGCAAUCGCGAAUUCGUGGUUUCGCAAGAUGGGAUCUGAAAUUUUUCAUUCCGUUCUUCACGAGACGAUUCACACAGCAAGAGUUGAAGGACUGUAAAUCACAGAUGACAGAUUUGACGAAUCAAUGGUACCAAGCAAUCAGAAUCAGUCCAAUAGAAUCGGAUGACGAAGCGACUACGGCAUCAACCGCACAAUUGAAUUUGAAUAUCACUGGAACAGCUAAGGAACAACCGCGCGGGAAGGAGAAGAACGGACGUCCUAGACACGGAAAAACCCAAUGACGACGCGUGCCCCGAGUGACGUCUCCCGUUCCUCCGCAUCUCCCAGAUAUGUGACGCGGUCAGGUGGAUUAAUUAGCCAAUCAAGCGUUCUCUCCGGUCCUCUCGCGAGAGGAUUCGAUCAUCCAGCCGGUACAAAGGACAUAUUUUUAUCGAGCUAAUCUGGGAUAUUGUCUAGAAGAGAAGCACGACAACAACAUCGCCGUUUCUGCUUUCUCUGUCCCGUUGCUCCAGUCGUUUUUCUCGCGACGCAUCGUCCGGGUUCAAUUCGCUGUAACUUGCAUGUCCCGUUUUUGUCGGCUCGAUGAACUUCUAAAGAUGAUCGUCACGUAUCGCGGACGCCUACACGCGCCUCUAUCGAUAGUUUUACACCCUUAUUAAAACGUCCGUCGCGCAGCGGGACCUCGUGGACCUGCCGGCGAUCGCAAAUUGGCUAAGCAUGCAGAGUUUAAAUGGCUCUCUAUAACGCUACGAGACCAGUAUGACUAUGUACCAAUCAGUGAGAUAAUAAUAAUAUUAUCGUACGCCACACAAUUUCGCGUCUCCCUUUCUUUACCAUCUCCCUUUUUCGUCCUCGCUCUCGCGCGCGUACAAUCCAUUAUCUCCUCAGAUUCUAUCUGGUUCUGACAUAUAAUCGCUGUACAUUUUAAUGUCGUGACUCGUUCAGAAAGGUCUCUGCCAACCCCUCCGCGGUUUAAUCGCCAAAUGAUCGAUCGCCUAAAUAUGCGAACGCUCUUCUAAAAAUGUGCAAAACCCCGCACCGGGUUUACCCGCAAUAUUUACAGUAUCUCGCGCGCAUUGUGACUUACAUGUAAUAAAACUUGGUGUUUGAUAGCAAAGCAUUCUUCCAUCAAAAAAAAUGUCCAUUGCUCGCGUUCUCCCCAACAAUUCCAAUAUCUUAAGAUUACAAAGAGGAGACCGCACGAUAAAAUCCCUUCGACAAUGCGCACGUAACUUAUCGUCGACGUAAUUUUUCACUCCUCGAUCAAGGCCACAUUCCUCGCAUUCGCAUUUUAAUGUCGUGACACACUUCGUCGUCCUUUGAAGAUUGAAUAGAAGCGGAUUCCCGCAACGGUUUACAUUUCAGUAAUGAUUAUAAUUAAGGAACGACCAACGACUCGCACAAUGCAGUUCCGCUAUACGUUUAACGUCGUACAAGUUAUUGCGUAUUAUACGCAAUUAUCAUAUUCAGAACGAGGAGGCAAUCGGUAUCAUAUUUCGCGGCUCGGUCUGCACGAGAAAAGGAAUGUCGAAAGUUUAUCUGAGAAGCGCACGUGCGUGAGAUUACAACCGUAAUCUGUCAUGCGGGAAUUUAUUAUUUCUAAGCCGCGAUAUGAUAUCGACUGCUCCGAUUCCAAAGUAUAAUAUUAUAAUUUAAAUAUUGGUGUAUCGCGUCAGACCGACACUCGAGGAUCUUCUCGAGCGCGAUUAAUAUACCCGAUUGAACAUAUCUGUUUCGCUCGGAACAACGUUUAGAAUCUACCGAUUGGAACAUGAGUCCCUGGUGUGUGAAUUUCAAUAUAUUGGGUCCCUGUAUUUAUAUACCACUUCCUCCCCUUUCAUCCGACUGAUACCUCCAUAAUCAUUCCACGUCCACGAAUCUCUUACAUUUAUACAUAUUAUGCGCGAAAGAUCUCUCCAUCGCAAAGGGGGGGAAAAAAGAAAAGAAAUGGAGCGCUUUGCGACUACUUGUCUCUCAUUUCCUCUCCCUUUCUUUGCUAUCUACUUCGCACAAAUAAAAUUAUUCCGCUCGUGAGUCGGAAAAGAAGGUCAAUGGGGAUACCUCGUACAUCAAGGGCUAUACACAGUUCGCUCUAUAUUAUCAUUUAUUAAUUAAUUCCUUCUAACUAUAUCCUAACGCCAAGCAGCGAGUCACACCUAUGUAAGUUAU